This is a messenger RNA of Cynocephalus volans (Philippine flying lemur), 2864 nucleotides long. RefSeq names its product transmembrane protein 39A (gene TMEM39A). The record is from RefSeq and is a predicted model, not a curated record. Gene Ontology annotation, biological process: negative regulation of autophagosome maturation; negative regulation of autophagosome assembly. The coding region runs from base 334 to 1800 and encodes 488 amino acids. Gene Ontology annotation, cellular component: endoplasmic reticulum membrane. The transcript is spliced from 9 exons. Lineage: Eukaryota; Metazoa; Chordata; Mammalia; Dermoptera; Cynocephalidae.
UGGAGGUUGUGGGUGAGUGCUGACGGGCCCGAGCUCUGGCUCUAGUUUAGCUCUGGCUUUGGCACUGACUUGGGGUCUGGGCUGGCAGCCUGAAGCCUGGACACCUUUUGUCAGCUCUCCGGGCGGGGACAGCCUGAAUACAAGCAGCUGGUUUGGAGCGCUUCAACGUGGGGACGGAGUUCUCUUGCUUGGGGUCCAGCCUGUAAAGCCGCCGCCUCCUCCCAGCGAUCCCGCCCCACCGGCCGGGCCUCCUCCAUGCAGUUGAAACAGGUUGACAGCCAUUAACCUGGGUUGCAACUACAGGUGGCACUGGAAGCAGAUUGGUUCCUGGACAUGCCCGGUGGAAGGAGGGGCCCUAGUCGGCAGCAGCUAAGCCGUUCAGCUUUACCUUCUUUACAGACUUUGGUUGGUGGGGGCUGUGGCAAUGGAACAGGCUUGAGAAACAGGAAUGGUAGUGCUAUUGGCCUUCCGGUCCCACCUAUCACAGCCUUAAUCACCCCAGGUCCUGUUCGUCAUUGCCAAAUUCCUGACUUGCCUGUGGAUGGGAGCCUGCUCUUUGAAUUUCUUUUUUUCAUCUACCUGUUGGUUGCUCUGUUCAUUCAGUAUAUCAAUAUCUAUAAAACUGUAUGGUGGUAUCCUUACAAUCAUCCUGCUUCUUGUACUUCACUGAAUUUUCAUCUCAUUGACUAUCACCUGGCAGCAUUCAUCACAGUGAUGCUUGCAAGGCGUCUUGUAUGGGCCCUCAUCUCAGAGGCCACUAAGGUGGGUGCAGCAUCUAUGAUUCACUACAUGGUUCUGAUAUCAGCUCGCUUGGUGCUACUCACGUUGUGUGGAUGGGUGCUUUGUUGGACUCUCGUCAAUCUCUUUCGAAGCCAUUCAGUCCUUAAUCUCCUUUUCCUUGGCUACCCGUUUGGUGUUUAUGUUCCUCUCUGCUGUUUCCACCAAGAUAGUAGAGCUCAUCUUCUUCUCACAGACUAUAACUAUGUGGUUCAGCACCAGGCGGUAGAGGAAAGUGCCUCAACUGUGGGUGGCUUGGCCAAAUCCAAAGACUUUCUCUCCUUAUUGCUGGAGUCUCUAAAAGAACAGUUUAAUAAUGCCACACCCAUCCCCACCCACAGCUGCCCCCUGUCUCCAGACCUCAUUCGCAAUGAAGUAGAAUGUCUGAAAGCAGAUUUCAACCACAGAAUCAAGGAAGUUCUCUUCAACUCCCUCUUCAGUGCCUACUAUGUUGCGUUUCUCCCCCUGUGUUUUGUAAAGAGUACCCAGUACUAUGAUAUGCGCUGGUCAUGCGAGCACCUCAUUAUGGUAUGGAUCAAUGCUUUUGUCAUGCUCACCACGCAACUGCUGCCAUCCAAAUACUGCGAUUUGCUACAUAAAUCAGCUGCUCACCUGGGCAAGUGGCAGAAGCUCGAACAUGGGUCCUACAGCAAUGCUCCACAGCACAUUUGGUCAGAAAAUACAAUAUGGCCUCAAGGGGUGCUGGUGCGACACAGCAGAUGUUUAUAUAGAGCCAUGGGGCCUUACAACGUGGCAGUUCCUUCAGACGUAUCCCAUGCCCGCUUUUAUUUCCUAUUUCAUCGUCCAUUAAGGCUGUUAAAUCUGCUUAUCCUUAUUGAGGGCAGUGUCGUCUUCUAUCAGCUCUAUUCUUUGCUGCGGUCGGAGAAGUGGAACCACACACUUUCCAUGGCUCUCAUCCUCUUCUGCAACUACUAUGUUUUAUUUAAGCUCCUUCGGGACAGAAUAGUGUUAGGCAGGGCAUACUCCUACCCACUCAACAGUUAUGAACUUAAGGCAAACUAAGCUGCCUCUCAACAAUGAGGGAGAAUUCAGAUAAAAAUAUUUUCAUACAUUUUAUUUUUUUCUUGCAAUUUUUAUAAAUAUUUAAGAUAUUUUAUAUUUUGUAUACUAUUAUGUUUUGAAAGUUGGGAAGGGUAAAGGAUAUUAAAUGUAUCCAUAAACAAGGUGAUGUGAUCUUUCAUGUGUUAGUGUAUUUGAAAAAUAUACAUAUGAGAGGUAUGCCUCUCCAGUAAAGAGACUGAUUUGCAUGUAUGGCUCUGGAAUAACUCAGUCAUUUAUGAACACAUCUCAUAUAUCACUUGACACGGUACCUUUGGUGUAUGUGCUUUACUUCCAGUCCUUCUCAUUAUCUAAGUCCUCAGCUGGCCAGUAAUUACUGUUGCAGAAAGGGAGAUGAGUGGAAUUGCCUGGCAGCACCCAUCCUCUUUUAAUUCAGCUGGCUAAUGGUGUUGGGAUACAUAGGGGAAAGAGUGUGUUAGAGUCCUAGGUGGGCUUCUCUUUGUUGCCUACUGGGAGGAAGCAUUUCUGAGAUGGGGACUCAGCUGGUCUGUUCUACCCUGUUACAUUUAAAUAUACUUUUGCUAAGCUACUAUCCUGAGAUUCGAGGUUUUACUGUCACUUUUCCUGUUCUUUUAUUUCUUUUGCUUCCAAAUAUUUUCUUUUUACUCUUAGUUUGAAAUAAUACUUUCAAGAUAGAAAGUCUUUAGAGUGCCCACUCUCAUGAAGGAGAUGGUGUGUGUGGUUGGAUCAGUGGGAGAGGAUGAGUACAAAUGCCAUGUGGGCUAGAGUAUGGGCAGGUUGAAAAUCCAAGUAACUGGAAGUAUGGGCAAGUCCUCAGCUGAACAGUCUUCGAUGCAGCCUAGCAGCAGCUCACCUGCAAUAUUAUGUUUGGAGUUAUGGGAGGAAGUAAAAUAUAGGAAGUUACCACUUUGUCCUCAGAGAGUUUGAUCUAUAUCUAAAAUGUGUGUUUUAAAUUUCAUACUCUAAACCUUCAUGUUUAUGACCAUUAACCCUUUAAAUGAUCUCUCAGGUCCUUGAGAGGUGAUAUACUUAGUUCAUUGAUGUUG